UUGAGCACUGGUAAAAAAAUUCAAUCUUUACAAUUCCGCCUUGAUUAAUCUCACCAACGCCGCAAAAAAUCGAGGGGAAGCCUCGAACCAAUGUACGGAGCAUCAGGAAAAAUGGGGCGCGGCGGCGGCGGCGGCGGGAAGAGGAACAUUCACGCGCCGCCAACCGGGCGCCCUACCGCCGCCGGCCGCCUCUCCUUGGGCGGAGGUCCACGCGGCCGCGGCGGGCCGCCGGCGUCGACCUCCUCGCUGCAGGUGGAGGAGAGCUUCAGCCUUGUUAGGGAGAAGCCUUUGAAUUUUGGGAUGGCAAUAAAGCUGACGGCUGACCUUGUGGAGGAGAUCAGGCGCGUGGAGGCGCAGGGUGGUGCCGCGUGCAUCAAGUUCGGCGCCAAUGCUAGUGGGAAUGUUAUUCAAGUAGGGGACAAAACCAUCAAAUUCACUUGGUCCAGGGAGCCAGGGGACUUAUGUGACAUAUAUGAAGAACGUCAGAGUGGCGAUAGUGGAAAUGGCUUGCUUGUAGAGUCAGGAGGAACUUGGCGUAAGGUUACUGUAGAGCGAGAAUUAGAUGAAUCAACUAAAAAUCAUGUCAAAAGGCUGUCAGAAGAAGCCGAGCGCAAGAUGAAAGCACGAAAAGCAAUUGUGUUAGAUCAUCAGAAUUCAGCUAUGAAGAAUCAAAUGAGGGCAUUUGCUGCUUCCGAGUCUACUCCGUGGAAAAGUUUCAAAAAUCGGAAAGAACCUCCUUUCAAGAAGCCAAAAUGUGAAUCAACUCCAGCUGCUGGACCUCCGAAAUCUGUUUUCAAGCCUAUAUCAAAUCUUUCUAAGGGCAGGCUCUCUUCUAGCUCACCUUUAUCUUCCCAACCCGAGCAACUUGGCCCUUCAACGUCUCCAGUAGGAAUUGGUGACCCUGUGAAGGGACAAACUGGUGUCUCAGAUUUUGCAGCAACUCAAAAUCUGAAUAAAGCUUUGAGCUCUGAAAAAGAUGCAGUCAACAGAAGGAAUAGUACCAUCAGUGACAAAUCUAAGUUCAAUUGGAAUGAUGAAGCCAAACCUGCUGAUUUGAGAAGUCUGAUUACUUCUCUACUCCUGGAGAAUCAGUCUUCAGGAAUGAGCCUAAAGGCCUUGGAGAGGGCUGUCGAAAAUGCUAUACCCAACUCAGCUUGGAAAAUUGAGCCCAUACUGAAAAAAAUUGCGAGUUGUCAAGCACCUGGGAGAUAUUUCCUAAAAGCAGGAAUAGAGAUGGAAAGCUUUAAGAAGCUACCUCAAAGCGGAAGCUCUCCCGAAAUUAAUCGUGAUCAGUCACCUGCACCUCAGAAGUUUGACCAACUUCCCGGUGAAGAUCACAUGAGUACAGAUGCCAACAAUGAAGAACUGGGUGAAUUAAAUCUUACACCUGCUCAUACAGAAGACAUCGUAGAGAUAAUAGGUAGUCAGAAUUCACCUGAUAAUUUAAGUGACAAAAACGUUUCUAACAACAGCGAAGGUGCGGCAGGCAGCUCAAGUGAUAGUGGAAGUGACAGUGACAGCGACACUGAUAGUAGUGACAGUGGUAGUGAUAGUGGCAAAAGUAAAAGUCGAAGCCCAGUAGGAAGUCGGAGUGGUAGUAGUAGUGACAGUGAUACUGAUUCAUCUUCCAGCAGCAAGCAGGCAUCUGAUGAGGAUUUAGAUAUUAUGAUAUGUGAUGAUGAGAAAGAAUCCAAACACAAAAUGCUAGAUCCACACCCGGCUGCAUCGAGAGAUCCUGGUCAGUGGAAUAACUUAGAUAAUGACCCUGUUGAGACCGGGGAUUCAGAUAUUCAGGAUCCCUUUGGUGAGAUUGAGAUUGACAUCGACAUCGAGAAAGACUCUCCUGAAUACAACCAUGGCCUUGAAAUACCCCGAGCUGAUAAUUUAUUUGCCAGUAAAGAAGGCGAAGAAGCUAGUGAAGAUCUCAAACCUUCUUCACCCGAUCACUAUGAACAACAAGAAAGACGAGUCUCUGAGAGAGAAGGAUAUGAUGAAUCAGGUGGCAUGGUCAAUGAUGGCUUCAAACAUGGUGAGUCUGGUGCUCAGGGAAGAUCGUCAAAGGGAAAUUCUAAAAGACGCUCUGAUGAUAAGCAUUUGGAAGAAAGGGCACGCAGCAAAAAGAAGUCAAAGAGUAAAAACUCAAUCGAACCAGUUUCAGGGACUAUAAACUCUCUUUUCGGUGAGAGCCCUUACAACUCGUCCCCUGACAGGCCUCUGCAAGGCACAGACACGCAGCCUGUUGACCUAAUGGACGACAGAACCUACAGAAAUGAUACAAAUUAUGCUGAUCCACAAACAGAUCCUAAUCACCAAGCAAUAUCAUACAGACCUGUUUCCGAUUCUCAGCAGCCAGCUCAAAGAUCUUUCGAAGCUCGUGGAUGGACUGAGGCUCCUUCUGGAGGAAAAAGACCUGGUAAACAACACCGUUUGCAACCCAAUACCAGAAAAUUUGAAAUGACAGGGAAGGCGAAGGAGAUUGGCCCUACUUCCAACUCAUACUGGGGUUAUUCUCCCAAGAGUAACAAUCUGGGUACUGCCAAUAGAUCUCCAAUGAUGAAUGGCAGGAAUGCUGUACUUCGAAGAGAGCCUUCAGACUUAGAGUUGGGUGAAUUUCGAGAACCUUUCCAUGAGGAAACACCUCCGUCUAAGAAAAAAUUUGAAAAGAAAAAUUCUUUUAAACAUUUGGAAAACAAACAAAAGGAUGCUGAAUACUGGAACUCAGAUUUCAGCGGAGGAAAAACAUCUAAUAAGAUCCCAGCAGAUCUGGGAAAAAUGUCCUCACCAAACAAUGUUGACGACCGUACAAGAACUCAUCUCAGAAGCACUCAACCUCUUGAUCCACCUCAUCCGCCACGAGUGGAUCUCAACUCCCAACAAAAUAUAGUACCAGAAGUGAGUGGUAAAACUAAAUUUGCGGAAGCUGGAAUGGGCAGGGCUGCUAGUGUUGAAGCCUAUGGAGAUACUUCCCAGAAAAUUCCAGGUAAUUCAGUAGAACAGCAGCAUGAUCCAAUACGAGGUGUUAAACCCCGUGCCACAAAGCAAAGCAAGAAACAGAAGCCCAAUAGGACAAGUGUCUCAAAUGAUAGACAGACAGUGAUUGGGAGCUAUGAUAGCCAUCAAAAAAAGAAAUUGUCUUCUUCAGAUGAUACCAGUUGUUCAUUCACUAAAUUUGAGAAGGAUCAGCCUGAGCUGAAGGGUCCGAUAAGAGAUAUUUCUCAGUACAAAGAAUAUGUGAAGGAAUAUCAAGAAAAGUACGAGAGCUAUUGCUCCUUGAACAAAAUAUUGGAGUCAUACAGGGAUGAGUUUAGUAAACUUGGUAAGGAUCUCGACACUUACAAAGGUAGGGAUAUGAAGAAAUACAAUGACAUCUUGGAGCGGAUCAGGUCAUCAUUUCGUCAAUGUGGGGAGAAACAUAAACGCCUGAAGAAUAUAUUCGUUGUUCUUUAUGAGGAAUUGAAGCACUUGAAACAGAUGAUCAAAGACUAUGCUACAUCAUAUAAAAAGGACUGAUUCUGUUAUACAUCAUCUCUCUCUAAGUAUAUACAUCAGCAGGUCUGCUCCUUGUCAUCAUCCUCCAUUGUUAACGAGGUUUCCCACGUCCCUGCCUGUAUUCGAAAGGUCAGUCACGACAGCUCUAGCUGCACCCAUGAAGUGUGGACGAGUGAAGUGGAAAAUAGUUAUGGGCCAGUUUUGUGGGAUAAAACUUGUAUAUAUGACUGUAUAAAACUAGUAUUAAUUAUUUUUAGUUCUUACUGAUACAACUAUUGUUAUGAUUUCUUGAGGGAGAUGUUCUAGCUUAAUUACAUGUAAAUUUGUUUAGUUAGUAUCAUAGUUGAUGAUGCUGGUAGAAACAGGAGCCAAAAUUGGUUCCAAGUUUUGUUCUUUGUAAAUUUAAUCUGGUUACUAGUUUGGACACCA
Salvia hispanica is the source of this 3918-nucleotide messenger RNA. RefSeq lists its product as uncharacterized. The record is from RefSeq and is a predicted model, not a curated record. NCBI's taxonomy places the organism in Eukaryota, Viridiplantae, Streptophyta, Magnoliopsida, Lamiales, Lamiaceae.